AUGUCUUCACACGAGACACUAUCGGCAGCAGCCAAUGACCGCAAAUCACGCCUUGCACAGCUCAAGUCGCUCAAGAGAAAGCAAGAACAAAUAUCAGACGCGCCCGAGGCUGCCGAAUCGUCUACUACCAAGGACCAAGCCGAGCCUUCGCAAGCCCUUACGCGUACCGAAGAUGACGCAGAACCCUCCGUAGUGAAGACAUAUCUCUCUGGCAGAAACUACGACCCGGAAACACGAAACGUUAAGCUGGGCUUCGAUAACCUGCCGAUUUCCGACCCCACCAACACACUAGAGUACAAGGCAGAACAGUUGGCACUCGAGACCAAGGCCCAGCAAGAAGCAGAGAAGGCAGAAGACAAGGGGCUGGAUCUAUUCAAGUUACAGCCCAAGAAGCCGAACUGGGACUUGAAGCGAGAUCUGGACCAGAAGAUGAAGCCAUUGCAUGUGCAGACAGAUAAUGCCAUUGCCAAGCUGGUCAGGGAAAGGGUCGAGGCACAAAAGGCGAUACGGGAGAAACAACCACGAGACGAGAACACUGGUGACGAAGUGGGCAUGGAGGGCGCAGAAUUGGUCGAGGCUAUGCACUUGAAGGAGCAGGAGGAGGAGCGGGAAAGGAGACGGGAAGCAGAAGAGGAGGAUAUAAGCUGA
Messenger RNA from Bipolaris zeicola 26-R-13, 648 nucleotides. RefSeq lists its product as uncharacterized. The coding region runs from base 1 to 648 and encodes 215 amino acids. The transcript has a single exon. NCBI's taxonomy places the organism in Eukaryota, Fungi, Ascomycota, Dothideomycetes, Pleosporales, Pleosporaceae. Gene Ontology annotation, cellular component: post-mRNA release spliceosomal complex; U2-type spliceosomal complex. The record is from RefSeq and is a predicted model, not a curated record.